AAAGAAAUAAUUGCGCGAGUUAAAGCGGAUGAAAAUAAGAGUAUUAAUGAAAGUAGUGAUGAUGAUGUAUAAAUAAAUGACGAUUCAUAAUAUAAUUAUUAUUUGAUGAGUGGUAAUGACGGUGAUGUCACCCCCAUUGGAGGAGGAAACUCUGUCGCUCGUCGGCGACAGAAAAUCCAGUGGUUUAUUACAGGAAAAAGGGAUUAUCAACAAUCGUGGAGGUGGUGGUGGCAGAUUUGGAAUCAGAAGUCAUACAAGAAUGUAUACUGAGGAAAGUAAUCAUCAAAUGCCCAGCGAAAUGUCAUCAACCAAUUCUAAUACCACCGCCAACGCAAACAACAUGACAACUACUAUGGCAGCUACAAUAACUACUGCAGCUACAACAUCUUCUAUUGAAACUGCUGACAAUGUUAGCAAAGCUACUGGAGAUGGUGAAAAAAAUGUUGGAGGUGUUGUUACAUUCGCUGAUUCUGCUGAGUAUGAUUUAAUUGAUUCAAUAAAUAUCGAUGAUGAUUUACUUGGACAGUUUCAUGAAGAUGCUAUUAAACAGGCUGGUGUUGGUUAUUUCCAAAUAUUCGCAGCACUGUGUACUGGUCUCAGUCUUGCAGCAGAUACUGUUGAAUUUUUCGUAGUACCUUACAUAUUGCCAAGCGCAGAAGUUGAAUUGUGUAUCAAAGACAAUGAAAAAGGAUGGUUGGCUAAGAUAACAUUAAUUGGCCUUGCACUUGGUGGAAUCGGAUGGGGUGGAUUAGGUGAUCGUAUUGGACGUCGUAGAGCAUUACUGUCAGCAAUGUCAGUUCAUAUCAUUUUUAGUGGAGUAGCAACUUUUAUGCCUACUUAUGGAACUUUUAUGACUGCACGAUUAUUUUCGGCAAUGGGUGUUAGCGGUGCUAUCCCACUGGCGUUUGUCUACAUAGCUGAAUGCUGUCCGCACAUCAGUCGAUCAAAAUGGGUCGGUGUUUUAAUAAGUGCCGGUGCACUUGGUGGUGUUUAUGCGGCACUAUUGGCUUGGAUUGUAGUCCCAACAACGGGCGAAAUGGUUGUAUUAGAAAAUAAAGAACACUUUAGUGCUUGGCAUCGAUUUCUACUGAUGUGUUGGGUCCCGGCUGUUUGUGCAACUAUCAGUUUAAUAUUUAUACCAGAGAGUCCACGUUAUUUGAUUGAAGCUGGUCAUGAUGUUGAAGCAAUGAUGGUCUAUCAAAGAAUAUACAAAAGUAAUACACGUAAAAAUAUAACUGGGAGCGGCGCUAUCACAGCAACAACGCAGUAUCAAUUGUCUGAAUUAGAAUUACCAACUAAAAGACCGAGGAGACGUGGACAGUGCAGUGGAAAUUGUUCUCCACCUUCACCCUCAUUAUCAAGCAGUGUCAAUAGUAGUAGUAAUAAUAAUAACAAUAAUAAUAAUCAUAAUCACCACCAUCAUCAUCAAUGCAGCAAUAGUACAAGUGGUGUACUUGCUGAUAUUACUUACUCAAUUGAAGUAUUUUGCAAUUCUUUUAUUCAAUUAUUUUCGGCAUCAUUUUUACGCAUAACAAUAACUCUUUUGGUAAUAUGGUCUGCUGUUGGGUUUGGAUUAUACGGAUUACUUCUUUGGUGUCCGGAAUAUUUAAAAGUUUUACGUUCUAUGGAAUAUGAACAAGAGACAAUACGUUUGAUAAACAAAGAAUAUAUUAAUCAAACAUUUACAUCAUCGUUAGAAAAUCGUUGGUAUAAAAAUUCAAAAUUUAUAAAUUGUAAAUUUAAUAAAAUGGUAUUUAGUCAUGUUGAUUUUGUUAAUUGUACAUUUAAAUCUGUUGACUUUAUCAGCAUAAAAUCAAGCAAAACACAUUUUGCUGAUAGCAUUAUUGUUAAUUCAAAAUUUCUUGAUACUGAUUUAUCAGCUAAAAUCUUUAUACGGUGUGUUUUGGAAAAUAAUACUAAAUUGAGUGUAAUAAGCCCAUGCCCAACAUUAGAUCUUGACUAUAAUAUUUAUAUUGAAGAGGCAUUGCAUGGGCAUUUGGUCGCUCAAAUUGUUAUUGUUGUCGCUGCGGCAUUUACUGGAUACUUUAUUCUUACAACAACAUUUCAACGUACUAAAAUAAUUGGUCUAUCAUUACUUGUAAUUAUUAUUGUCGGAGUAUGCAGUUUAAUUCUUGUUAUAAGUAAAAAUAAUGCAUUAGCGGUGCUAGGAUUUGAAGGUGGCUUAAUAACUAUUUUUGCAAUGAUUUGGACGAUAUUUACAUUUAUAACAAUUGAAUUAUUUCCUACCCAUUUGCGUUGUACUGCCUUUGGGCUAAUGGCAGCAGCAUUCAGAAUUUUUGGAUUAUUUGGCACUGCUAUUUAUCAAACUAUUGUCAGUGCUCAUCUAAUUAUACCACCUUUACUUACAGCAUUUACACUUGCUAUUGUAAGUAUCGCAACAUUUUAUCUACCAAAUACAAAUAAUGUCUUUUUAUAGGGUUAAUUAAGUUAAUUAUUUGAAAAGCACAGUAGUAUAAAAAAAAAUAUUGUACGCACAUGAUGCGAAUAAUCUAGUAUAGUCAAAAAUUUUAGAUUAACCAAAGAGCGAAGACUAUUGUAAAAUGUUAAAUGUAAAAAAUGAAUGUGUUUUAAAGUCCCCCAGACUCUUCCCCAAAGAGUGCUAUUAUUAUUACCCGCCGGUAGGGAAUGGUGCCCUUCUUCGACUUCCUAACAGAACUGCGAAUUGUGAUAAUUUCGAAUUUCUAUAUAUUCAAAACAUUCACAUGUACUUGCAAGAAGAUACAAAUUUUUUUUUAUUUUAUUUUUCAUUAAAAAUGAACAAAAAAAAGGCACCAAUUAUUAAUUGCUCUCACAAAUUAUUAUAUUUUAUAAAAAAAAAAUUUUUUUAACAUAAAUGAUUUAUAAAAAAAAAAAGCUAAAUUAAGUAUUAAGUGUCGUACGUAUCUCCGUAUAACUGCAACAUAAAUAUAGAAUUUAAAAAAUUCCUUGAAUUUACAGUAAAGUGUAUAUAAAAAUGUGAAUUAAAAUAAAAUAAGAUAAAUUGAUAGUCUGAUAGUUUGACGCAAAUAAAAUUCAUUAAUAAUUGUAUAAUUAAUCAGCGUUGGGUAUUAACUAAUUUUAAACUAUUAUCUGUUAAUAUCACAAUUGCAGAUUUAAUUAUAAAAAUUUUUAUCGAGGGGUUAUUCUGGUUCCAGCGCUUGAAAAAAAAAGCCAAUAUCCAUAAUUUUUUUACACAGAAACUAUUACAGAUAUUAAUAUAAAAUUUAUUUAGCUCAACAAAUGCACUCUUGAAUAACACAAAAAAUAUCUAAAUUUAUUUUUUUUUAUAUUUUUUAUAUGAA
Molecule: messenger RNA, 3302 nt
Organism: Cotesia glomerata
Lineage: Eukaryota; Metazoa; Arthropoda; Insecta; Hymenoptera; Braconidae
Exons: 5
Coding region: 116-2437 (773 amino acids)
Biological process (GO): transmembrane transport
Cellular component (GO): membrane
Molecular function (GO): transmembrane transporter activity
Source: RefSeq, a predicted model, not a curated record